UUAUAGUUCUCACCAAAGCAAGUAGCAUUUUGAGUUCUAUUUAUUCUCCUAACUAAAAAAAAAAAAAUGUCUUCUUUUCUGUUUUCAACUAUUUUUCUCAUUCUUGCUAUAACGCUUGGGGCUUCUAGGGCUCAAUUGAGCUCUACCUUUUAUGACACCACAUGCCCUAACUUAACUAGCAUUGUUCGUGGUGUUUUAGUCCCGGCUCGGGACAGUGACGUCCGACUUGGCGCCAAAAUUAUCCGUGUUCACUUCCACGAUUGUUUUGUCAAUGGUUGUGACGCUUCGCUAUUGUUAGACGAUGCAGCCGACAUAGACAGCGAGAAAAAUGCUGCACCAAAUAAUUCCACAGAUGGAUAUGCAGUAAUUGAUGAUGUCAAAACAGCAGUUGAAAAUGUUUGCCCAGGAGUUGUCUCUUGUGCCGAUAUCUUGGCUCUUGCCUCUGAAAUUUUAGUCGUUUUGGAUGGAGGUCAAUCCUGGGAAGUGCAACUAGGAAGAAGGGAUGGCACAACGGCAAACAGAGCUGGAACCACAGCCAUUCCAAGUCCCAUUGAAGAUCUACCUACUAUUACACAGAAAUUCACAGAUCAAGGACUCGACACUACUGACCUAGUCGCUUUAUCUGGUGCACACACUAUUGGAAGAGCUCGUUGUGUCUCAUUCAAUCAACGUAUAAAUGCAAGCAACCCGGACCCAACACUGGAUCCCACAUAUUUACAGACUCUUCAAGAAAAUUGUCAAUCUUCUGAUCAAAAUUUAAACAAUCUUGAUGUAACAACUCCUGAUGCCUUUGACAACAACUACUUCGUUAAUCUCCAAAACAACCGCGGCCUUCUCCAGACCGAUCAGGAAUUAUUCUCGACUUCCGGUGCCGACACAGUGGCCAUAGUGAACCAGUUUGCCACCAGCCAAUCUGCCUUCUUCGAUGCCUUCGGCGCGUCUAUGAUCAAGAUGGGAAAUAUUAGCCCUUUGACAGGCAGCAAUGGUGAAAUUAGAACCAACUGCAGGAGGGUUAAUUAAUUAAGGUGGAUAGAUAUUAAGUGUGUGCUAUUAUGAGAUGUUCAAUUCUUAUUUUGUACUGUUGGCAAGAAGGGUUGCCAUAGUUCUGAGUCUUUUUGUAUUAAACAGAAAGGUUUCUUCGAAUAAUUAAAUAAAUAAUUCGCCAAA
Messenger RNA from Mangifera indica (mango), 1167 nucleotides. RefSeq names its product lignin-forming anionic peroxidase-like. The transcript has 4 exons. The record is from RefSeq and is a predicted model, not a curated record. NCBI's taxonomy places the organism in Eukaryota, Viridiplantae, Streptophyta, Magnoliopsida, Sapindales, Anacardiaceae. Gene Ontology annotation, molecular function: heme binding; peroxidase activity. Bases 67 to 1020 code for a protein of 317 amino acids. Gene Ontology annotation, biological process: hydrogen peroxide catabolic process; response to oxidative stress.